Homo sapiens (human) is the source of this 1183-nucleotide messenger RNA. RefSeq names its product apolipoprotein A1 (gene APOA1). The record is from RefSeq and is marked reviewed. NCBI's taxonomy places the organism in Eukaryota, Metazoa, Chordata, Mammalia, Primates, Hominidae. Gene Ontology annotation, biological process: lipoprotein metabolic process; lipid transport. Gene Ontology annotation, molecular function: high-density lipoprotein particle binding; lipid binding; identical protein binding. Gene Ontology annotation, cellular component: extracellular region.
CACAAUGGACAAUGGCAACUGCCCACACACUCCCAUGGAGGGGAAGGGGAUGAGUGCAGGGAACCCCGACCCCACCCGGGAGACCUGCAAGCCUGCAGACACUCCCCUCCCGCCCCCACUGAACCCUUGACCCCUGCCCUGCAGCCCCCGCAGCUUGCUGUUUGCCCACUCUAUUUGCCCAGCCCCAGGGACAGAGCUGAUCCUUGAACUCUUAAGUUCCACAUUGCCAGGACCAGUGAGCAGCAACAGGGCCGGGGCUGGGCUUAUCAGCCUCCCAGCCCAGACCCUGGCUGCAGACAUAAAUAGGCCCUGCAAGAGCUGGCUGCUUAGAGACUGCGAGAAGGAGGUCCCCCACGGCCCUUCAGGAUGAAAGCUGCGGUGCUGACCUUGGCCGUGCUCUUCCUGACGGAGCCCCUGGGAUCGAGUGAAGGACCUGGCCACUGUGUACGUGGAUGUGCUCAAAGACAGCGGCAGAGACUAUGUGUCCCAGUUUGAAGGCUCCGCCUUGGGAAAACAGCUAAACCUAAAGCUCCUUGACAACUGGGACAGCGUGACCUCCACCUUCAGCAAGCUGCGCGAACAGCUCGGCCCUGUGACCCAGGAGUUCUGGGAUAACCUGGAAAAGGAGACAGAGGGCCUGAGGCAGGAGAUGAGCAAGGAUCUGGAGGAGGUGAAGGCCAAGGUGCAGCCCUACCUGGACGACUUCCAGAAGAAGUGGCAGGAGGAGAUGGAGCUCUACCGCCAGAAGGUGGAGCCGCUGCGCGCAGAGCUCCAAGAGGGCGCGCGCCAGAAGCUGCACGAGCUGCAAGAGAAGCUGAGCCCACUGGGCGAGGAGAUGCGCGACCGCGCGCGCGCCCAUGUGGACGCGCUGCGCACGCAUCUGGCCCCCUACAGCGACGAGCUGCGCCAGCGCUUGGCCGCGCGCCUUGAGGCUCUCAAGGAGAACGGCGGCGCCAGACUGGCCGAGUACCACGCCAAGGCCACCGAGCAUCUGAGCACGCUCAGCGAGAAGGCCAAGCCCGCGCUCGAGGACCUCCGCCAAGGCCUGCUGCCCGUGCUGGAGAGCUUCAAGGUCAGCUUCCUGAGCGCUCUCGAGGAGUACACUAAGAAGCUCAACACCCAGUGAGGCGCCCGCCGCCGCCCCCCUUCCCGGUGCUCAGAAUAAACGUUUCCAAAGUGGGAA